CAAAGCAAACAUGAGCACAAGCCGCCGAUCAGAAGAACGUAACAACAACGAUGCUCAUCACUUCUUCAAACUCAUUCUGAUCGGCGACUCCGCCGUAGGCAAAUCCAACUUACUCUCAAGAUUCUGUCACAACAAGUUCACCCUCGAGUUCAACUCCACCGUUGGCGUUGAGUUCACCACCAAGACCCUCAUCAUCGAUGGCACCCCCAUCAUGGCUCAGAUAUGGGACGCUUCGGGUCACACCAAGGCGCGAGCCAUCACUGAUGCGUACUACCGUGGUGCACAUGGUGCACUCCUCGUGUAUGAUGUUACUAGACACAUCACGUUUGUGAACACACAGAAAUGGUUAGCUGAUUUGAGAAACCAUGCGGAUCCUAACAUGGUUGUGACGUUGGUCGGGAAUAAAUCAGAUGUUAGACAGUCUGUGAUGGUUUUAACCGAGGUUGGGAAAUCUUUUGCUGAGAAAGAAUCAUUGUACUUCGUCGAGACGUCUGCAUUGAGAGCUACACAUGUUGAAAAGGCGUUUGUUGAUCUUGUCGCCAAUAUAUAUCGAAAUCAAAUUAAUAGGAAGAAAGAUAUGGAAGCUCAUGAGACAAUGGCGCUUUCAAGAAGUGUAUCGAUAUCAAGUGGAAAUAACGAGCCAGCGCACUACAAAUUGAAGAUCGAGUCAUUCUCGCUUUUGUCUGAAGCUGGGAUUGAAGUAUAUGAAUCGGAUGUUUUUGAAGCUAGCGGAUACAAAUGGAAACUAGAAGUGUAUCCUAAUGGAAGCAAGGAAGAAUACGUGAACGAUCACAUAUCUGUCUAUCUAGUCAUAUGCGACACCAAAAACCUCGAAAAAGAAUGGGAGGUUCACGUCUACUUCAAGAUCUUGAUUUACGAUCAUAUACGCCAUAACUAUUUAACCAUCCAAGGCGGUGACGGUAAACGUACAAGGUUUCACGAGAAGAAAACCAGAUGGGGAUUUCGCAAGCUCAUAUCAUUGGAGUCAUUUACGGACGCCGAAAAUGGGUACCUUUUUGGGGAUUCAUGUGAGUUUGGAGCAGAGGUAUUUGUUGUACCAAAAUAUACACAAAGAGAUCAAUGUUUGUCCAUGAUGAAGCCUCCGGUGACCAUGAAUACUCACGUUUGGACGAUUCCUAAGUUUUCGGUCUUGAAAGAUGAACCCUUGUAUUCGGAAGAUUUCAAAGUCGGAAAAGUGAAAUGGAAAUUAUCGUUGUAUCCUAAGGGAUUCAAAACAGGAAAAAACACAAAUCUCUCAAUAUUUCUAAGACCGCAUGAUGUUGGUUCUGAUGAGUGGAAAGUGUAUGCAAAGUUCAAGAUUCGGGUCAAAAACCAGAAUGUUGCUGGCGCACACAAAAGUGAAGAAGCUGACCACUGGUUCUGCAAGACGGCCGAAGGGUGGGGAUUUCCAUGCUUUAUGCUGUUAAGUGAUGUUCAUGACCACAGAAAGGGCUUCUUGUCCAACGACACUCUAAUCGUUGAAGCACAAAUCUCGAUCGUUGGCAUCUUAAAACAUCUUGUCUAAACUAUUAUGAGCUCCAUGGAACUUCAUCUUACAUGUACCAACCAUAUUUAUUUUGCAUAAUUCAUUAUUAUUUAAAUGAUGAAAGGUUUGUUCU
This is a messenger RNA of Helianthus annuus (common sunflower), 1619 nucleotides long. Its product is annotated as probable inactive serine/threonine-protein kinase fnkC. Bases 11 to 1525 code for a protein of 504 amino acids. The record is from RefSeq and is a predicted model, not a curated record. Lineage: Eukaryota; Viridiplantae; Streptophyta; Magnoliopsida; Asterales; Asteraceae. The transcript is spliced from 6 exons. Gene Ontology annotation, molecular function: protein binding; GTPase activity; GTP binding.